This is a messenger RNA of Baudoinia panamericana UAMH 10762, 2613 nucleotides long. RefSeq lists its product as uncharacterized. The transcript is spliced from 2 exons. Lineage: Eukaryota; Fungi; Ascomycota; Dothideomycetes; Mycosphaerellales; Teratosphaeriaceae. The record is from RefSeq and is a predicted model, not a curated record. Bases 1 to 2613 code for a protein of 870 amino acids.
AUGACCGAGAAGGCAUCGGCGCCUUCCGGCAUCACUACUCCAGGCAGUCAAACAAUCCCACCAAACCGGUCUGGGGCUGCUACGCCUACCGGCUCACGACCUGCUUCGCUCUAUCCGGAUGGCGAAAUCAGCAGGAACUCUGCGUCCAACCUCAGUGACAUUAAGUGCGAGGUCAUGGUCAACUGGCUAUACCAGCGCCAAAUGGAGAGACUGUGGACAGCGGGCGGUUUUGACGAAGGCGUCAUGCUGAAGAAGGGUGGAGGUAGCGGGUUUGCCGCCUGCCCUUCGGAACUCCUCGACGAGCCAUAUGGUUUCGCAAAGUCGAUAGAGAUGCUCAAUGUUCGGUGCGCCAUUACCGUCAACACUAGAGUCAUCAAGCUCUUCCUUUACAACAAUGAGAAGCCCUUUGUACCGCUGAAAGGUGGGCUCCGCCUCCAGGUCCUGCCGGACAUGUCAUACCUGCCACGCUGCCAAAAGCAUCAGUUCGCGGCCUUUAUCGCCGACCGCGGUAUUAUGGUUGUCUGGGAUGACGAGCCAAAACAUCUCCUUGACCGUGCAGCCAAGAUCGAGAAAGAGCUCAUGGAGAAGAUUUGGGAAGGCGAAGAAGGCGACGCCGACGAGAAGAAGGAGGGUGGUAACAUCUCCGUCAACGAAGUCGGUUCGGAAGACGACGUCGAAAUGGGUGUCGUGGAGAAGCCACGCAGUGUCGCCAUGUGGACGCCGAUCACCUGUGCCUUCACCCUAGCACUGACGAUCAUCUCGGUUGCUUCAGGUUGGGCACACAUCGCCCUCGAGGUCAACAUCGAUCACAACUAUACUCGCUUGGCAUUCGCCGUGGUCGUCCUUCCGCAAAUAUGGCUCGGACUAUUCUUCUUCCAGUCCCUGGUCUGCAACAUAUUCCAGCUGAUCGGGCCCAUUGCGCAGAUGAACGGAAACAGCAAGUUCUACAGCGGCCUGAAACCGAAGCACUUGCGUCGUGAUGCCAGAGCAUUGCCGCAUGUCACCAUCCAAAUGCCGGUCUACAAGGAGGGAUUGGAAGCCGUCAUAGAGCCUACCGUCCAUUCCAUCAAGGCUGCUAUCUCGACGUACGAGAUGCAGGGCGGUACCGCUAACAUCUUCGUCAACGACGAUGGCAUGCAACUCAUCUCCGAGCAAGAUGCGAAGGCGAGACAGGAUUUCUACGACGAGCACAACAUUGGCUGGGUGUCGCGACCUAAGCACAACCCUAAGCCAGCAGAUGGGUCCGAGCCUUUCCUGCGGCGCGGCAAGUUCAAGAAAGCUUCCAACAUGAACUAUGCCAUGUGGGUCAGCAGUCGUGUCGAGGAUCGCUUACUCACCGUCGAGCGCCAUGAAGGUUGGACACAGGAAGACGAGGCGCAAGCGUACCGUGACGCCUUAGGUGCCGUUGUAGAGGAAGACCAAGGACGCACCUGGGCCGAUGGCAACAUUCGGUUCGGCGACUACAUCCUCAUUAUCGACUCUGACACGCGUGUGCCGUCGGACUGUUUCCUGGAUGCUGUCUCCGAAAUGGAGCAGAGUCCACAAGUCGCCAUCAUCCAGUACUCUUCCGGCGUCAUGAACGUCACCGAUUCGUUCUUCGAGCGGGGUAUUACCUUCUUCACCAACCUGAUCUACACGGCUAUCCGUUACGCCGUUGCUAACGGGGACGUUGCGCCGUUCGUCGGUCAUAACGCCGUGCUCCGCUGGACGGCGAUUCAGGACAUCGCCUACGAAUGCCAGGAUGACAACCGUGAGAAGUUCUGGUCUGAGGCCACCGUGUCCGAGGACUUCGAUAUGGCGCUCCGCCUGCAAUCCGCUGGCUACCUCGUCCGUCUAGGAUCGUACCAGGGAGACGGUUUCAAGGAAGGCGUGUCGCUCACAGUCUACGACGAACUCGCUCGUUGGGAGAAGUACGCGUAUGGUUGCUCUGAGCUCGUCUUCCACCCGCUGAAGUACUGGGUUGUGCGCGGUCCUUUCACCAAGCUGUUCCGAACCUUCCUCGGCUCGCGUAUGCCUUUGCCCUCCAAGAUCACUAUCUUGGCCUACAUCGGAACAUACUACGCUCUAGGCUCGGCGUGGAUAUUGACGCUUGCAAACUACUUCCUCACGGGUUGGUUCAAUGGCCACCUGGAUCACUACUACAUCGACAGCUUCAAGGUCUACUUCGCCAUCGUCAUUAUCUUCUCCGGUCUUGGCAACCUUUCCCUCGCCGUCCUUCGCUACCGCACAGGCGAGAAGGGUCUCUUCCCAGCACUGCUGGAAAACUUCUCUUGGGUACCGCUGCUGACCAUCUUCCUGGGCGGUGUCAGUCUGCAUGUAUCGCAAGCCAUCCUUAGCCACCUCUUCGGCAUCGACAUGAGCUGGGGCGCCACAAGCAAGGAGGCGGAGAACACGACAUUCUUCACGGAAGUGCCAAGAAUCAUCAAAAAUUUCAAAGGCACCUUUGUAUUCUGCUUUGCCGCUGCGGCCAUGAUGGCUGUGCUGGCAACGGCCGUCCCAGAACUCUGGCAGAUCAAGAUCUUCAUCGCUAUCUUCCCACUGAGCACUGUGAUCAUUGGGCACUUCUUCUUACCCAUUGCGUUAAACCCGAACCUGAUGAGGUUCACUUGGUAA